Prorocentrum cordatum is the source of this 880-nucleotide messenger RNA. The record is from the annotation of a GenBank genome assembly. Lineage: Eukaryota; Dinophyceae; Prorocentrales; Prorocentraceae.
GACCUUAUCUUUGAACCACCGACGAGCGUCGUCGAGGCGCUGUGGACGCACUGCCCUGGCGUGCGGUGGGUCCACUCGCUGGCCGCUGGCGUGGACUCGCUGGUGCCGGUGCUGCGCAGGCUGCCCCGCAUGGAAGGUGUGGCCGUGACCAACGCUCGCGGGGCGUUCUCCUCCAGCCUGGCGGAGUACUCGCUCGCGGCGAUGCUGCACUUCAACAAGCGCAGAGGAGAAGCAGACCUCCGAGGAGGGCCGGUGGAGGUGCCGGUGGAGAACAAGAGACGCAAGGCCUGGGAUAAGUUCGUGAUGCCCGAGCUCCGCGGGCUGUCCGUCGGCUUCGUGGGCUUCGGGGACAUCGGCCAGACCACGGCACGCCUGUGCAGGGCCUUCGGCAUGCGGAUCCUGGCGCUGCGGCGGCGCAAGAGCGGGGCGUCAGAGAAGUGCGACGCGGACGAGGUCUUCGGCAUAGACGAUGCCACGGAGCGGCUGGAGCUCUUCCGCCGCUCCGACUUUGUGGUGUGCUCCCUGCCAGGCACCCCCCAGACGCGCCAUUUCUGCGGGGCCGCGGAGUUCGCUGCCAUGAAGGAGACGGCGGUCUUCAUAUCCAUCGGGCGCGGCGUCUGCGUGGACGAGUCGGCGCUCUGCGAGGCGCUCCACUCCGGUGGCAUUGCUGGCGCGGCGCUGGACGUGUUCGAGGUCGAGCCGCUUCCGGAGAGUUCCCCGGUGUGGGGCGCGCCGAACACGUUGCUCACCUCGCACAACGCAGACUUUACCCAGACGUACUUGAAAGACUCCUGGGAAGUGUUCUACCAGAAGCUGCGUGAGCUUCGCGAGGCGCCCGAGAGUUUCAAAAGUACGGUGAGCUUGGAGGGUGGGUACUGAC